CAUUGGUUAUGAUAGCAAAUCAAAUUUGAAGGUUAUUUUUUAAAAAAUACAAAACAAAAAUUACUGUAAUCCUACUAUUUAUUUAAUUUAUUAAAAUUUUUUUUCUUCAGUUCAUCUACAACAAGUUCUUUUGUGUGAUAAAGAGAGAAAGUACAAGAAAUUAUGAAAAAAAUUAUCCGUACAGCCCUGAUUCAGAUGCAGGUAGGAACAGAACUAAUUAAAAAUUUAGAAAAUGCUUCGAAACAUAUCGCCAAAGCUAAAGCAGGGGGAGCAGAAUUAGUAGCAUUACCAGAAUGUUUUAAUUCUCCGUAUGGUACCAAUUUCUUUAAACAAUAUGCAUCUGAAGUCCCAAAAGGUUCAACAUGUGAGAUGCUCUCGAAAGCAGCUAAAGAAAAUUCCAUUUAUUUGGUGGGGGGUACAUUUCCCGAAAUAGAAAAUGAUAAAAUUUAUAAUACUUGUACAGUUUGGAACCCUAAAGGAGAGCUAAUAGCAAAAUUUAGAAAAAUGCAUUUAUUUGAUAUUGACAUUCCCGGAAAAAUCACAUUUAAAGAAUCGGACAUUUUAACUGGUGGUAAUCAACUUGCUACAUUUGAUAUGGAUAGCAUUAAAGUGGGUCUAGGAAUUUGCUAUGAUUUAAGGUUUGAAGAACUGGCCAAAUUGUAUAGAUUACAAGGAUGCAAAUUAUUGAUUUAUCCAGCUGCCUUUACGGUAACUACCGGGCCACUUCAUUUCGAACUAUUACAAAGAUCUAGAGCACUAGAUAAUCAAGUCUUUGUAUGUGGAAUAAGUCCAUCUAGAAACGAGAAAGGAUUCCGAGCGCAUGGUUUUUCACAAGUAACUAGUCCGUGGGGUAAGGUUUUAGCGCAAGCCAAAGAAACGGAAGAUAUAAUUUUUGCUGACUUGGAUUUCUCAGAAUGUGACGAAGUCAGAGCUCAAAUACCUAUCUUUGGGCAGCGAAGAACUGAUGUUUAUGAUACUGUACUGAAGAAAUAAUCGUGCUAGUUUUUGUAAGGUACCAUUUGUAGAUAAUCUGUUAUCACUUGUAAUACAUUUUAAGUAUAAAUUGCUUUAUUUA
Molecule: messenger RNA, 1075 nt
Organism: Diabrotica virgifera virgifera (western corn rootworm)
Lineage: Eukaryota; Metazoa; Arthropoda; Insecta; Coleoptera; Chrysomelidae
Product: omega-amidase NIT2
Exons: 3
Coding region: 163-993 (276 amino acids)
Biological process (GO): L-glutamine metabolic process; oxaloacetate metabolic process
Cellular component (GO): mitochondrion
Molecular function (GO): omega-amidase activity
Source: RefSeq, a predicted model, not a curated record